This is a messenger RNA of Quercus lobata, 813 nucleotides long. RefSeq names its product UPF0481 protein At3g47200-like. The record is from RefSeq and is a predicted model, not a curated record. The coding region runs from base 1 to 813 and encodes 270 amino acids. The transcript has a single exon. NCBI's taxonomy places the organism in Eukaryota, Viridiplantae, Streptophyta, Magnoliopsida, Fagales, Fagaceae.
AUGGUUCUAUUGGAUUCAACAUUUAUCAUUGAGCUCUUCUUGAAGAGUUACAUGGAGGAAGAAUAUGAAAAUGAUUAUAUAUUAAGUAAACCAUGGCUAAAGAUAGGCAUAAGUCAUGACUUGAUAUUACUUGAGAAUCAGCUUCCAUUUUUUAUCCUAAAGGAGUUACACAAUCAAUUUUCCAGGUCUGAAGAAAACAACAAUAUUUCCUUUCGUAGGCUUGCAUGUAAGUUUUUUCAUCUCACUGGCAAGAAAUUGCUCGAGAAGGAAAUAAAACAUUUCACUGAUUUGAUCAGAUAUUUCUAUUAUCCAUCUACCCUUAAAAGUGGAAAUGGCAUCAUUUCUGAUCUACAUAGUGCAACAGAGUUGUAUGAGGCAGGAGUUAUAUUCAGAACAAGUGAAAAGGGAAGAAUGUUACUUGACAUUCAAUUCCCAAACAUGCCCUUGAAAAGAUGUACAUGCUUCAAUUGCUCAUGGCUCUUAAAUUGGUUACCAUGCUUGAAGUGCUUUCCUUGCUUGGAAGGAACCGAAACUUUCCUGUAUGUUCCUCAGUUUUUGGUACAAGACAAAACUGAAGGCCUUUUUCAAAACCUCAUGGCCCUGGAACAAUGUCCUUAUCCAUCUGAAGCUUACAUAUGCAAUUAUAUAUGUCUCUUGGAUUAUCUUAUCAACACUAGAGAAGAUGUGGAGCUGCUCAUUGAUAAAAAGAUUAUAAUUAACAUGUUAGGCAGCAAUGAAGCAAUUGCCACAAUGGUAAACAAACUUGGACUUGAAAUUGUGGAAACGGGUUCCUGUUAUUUUGGUCUCGCUUAA